CCGCAGCUCAUGAUCUUGAACCCAGAUCUAUGCACAACCAUGCCGCCCUCUGUGUGGUUGAGCACGGGAAUGCGAACCGUAUAUCAUUUUGUGGAGGCAUUCUGUUCUGUGGGUGGUAUGGGUCCAUCCACAGAGGAAGCGGCUCUACGCGGCCUGCGUCAUCUAAUUCUCGGAUUAUUGGAAUACUGA
Molecule: messenger RNA, 189 nt
Organism: Bipolaris zeicola 26-R-13
Lineage: Eukaryota; Fungi; Ascomycota; Dothideomycetes; Pleosporales; Pleosporaceae
Exons: 1
Molecular function (GO): oxidoreductase activity; metal ion binding
Source: RefSeq, a predicted model, not a curated record